This is a messenger RNA of Angiostrongylus costaricensis, 261 nucleotides long. The record is from the annotation of a GenBank genome assembly. Lineage: Eukaryota; Metazoa; Nematoda; Chromadorea; Rhabditida; Metastrongylidae.
AUGGCGACAGAACAGCAGCUUGCUAUGCUCGCCGAGUUGGAGAUGGAAAUGAUGUCGGAUAUGUAUCGGCGGAUGACGACGGCAUGUCAGGAGAAGUGUAUCGCAAAGACAUUCAAGGAAGGCGAGCUCACUAAGGGUGAGGCAGUAUGUUUGGAUAGAUGUGUGGCUAAAUAUUUGGAUGUCCAUGAGAAGCUAGGAAAGCGACUCACAGCGAUGUCACAAGCUGACGAAGCCACUUUGCAGAAGAUGAGUCAGGAAUAG